Molecule: messenger RNA, 2206 nt
Organism: Anoplopoma fimbria (sablefish)
Lineage: Eukaryota; Metazoa; Chordata; Actinopteri; Perciformes; Anoplopomatidae
Gene: saraf
Product: store-operated calcium entry-associated regulatory factor
Exons: 7
Coding region: 133-1203 (356 amino acids)
Biological process (GO): regulation of store-operated calcium entry
Cellular component (GO): endoplasmic reticulum membrane
Source: RefSeq, a predicted model, not a curated record
UGGUUGAGCCAGCAAAAACAGAAGACGCAACACGGAAGUAAACUGCUCAUCUGUAGGUGUUGUUGUUGCUCAGCGCUAGCACCGUGAGUUAUUUAACGUCGUUAUUACUGUGUAAAGACGCACAGCGAGGACAUGGACCGACGUCACCUUAUCGGUGUGCUGCAGUUUUUGUUGGUGGGACACAUCAAGAGUUGGGAUGGCGGAAGCGUGCUGCUGCGUGACGUUCAGGUGUUGACUCUGUACAAGGAUCGAUACACCACAGCGAGGCGCUCCAGCCCAGUGCCUCAGCUCCAAUGUGUUGGAGGCUCCGCAAGAUGCCAGGCCUUCGUCCCAGAGGUGGUCCAAUGUCAGAACAAAGGCUGGGACGGAGUAGAUGUACAGUGGGAGUGUAAGACUGAUAUGGACAACGCCUACCGAUUUGGUCGCAUUGAGGUGAGCUGUGAGGGAUACAGCCACCCUGCUGAUGCCCACGUACUGAAGGGCUCCUGUGGGCUGGAGUACACUCUGGAGCUGACUGGCCGGGGCCAGGGGUCGUCACAAGGCAGCAUGGGUUCCCAAGGUGGAUCCAAGGGAUUUGGAGGUCUCGGUGGCUUUGCCUCUAGUUUCUUCAGCGGUUUCUCUGAAAACAAGCAUCAACACCACCAGCAGAGUGCUCAGAGCUCCCACACCUCAGGCAGCGAGGACUCGGGCGGUCUGAUGGUGGUAGCCGUGCUUCUGCUCUUAGCCUACGGUGUCUACAAGCUGUUCCUCAGUGGGAACACAGCCCAGUGGGGGCAGGAUGGCGGACAGGCGGGUCACCCUAGAGACAAUCCCCACGGCUCCACCGCAGGACCACCGCCCCCGGGAUUCAAGCCUGACUUCACAGCCAAUCCUGGUGCCAAUCCUGGUGCCAAUCCUGGUGCCAAUCCUGGUGCCUAUCCUGGUGCCUAUCCUGGUGCCAACCCAGGCUACGGUUUCCACAGUGACUACACUCAAAGACAACAGUACCCAGGAGGCCAUGCUCCUCGGGGCACAGGCGGAGGCUUCUGGACUGGCAUGGGCACAGGAGGGAUGCUGGGAUAUCUCUUCGGUCGUCAGAGAAGCCAGCCCUACAACUAUGACCACUCUGCUUACAGUAGCAGCAGACGUCCUCCUGCGGGAGGCUCCACCUAUUCCUCUGGGACACGCACUGCUUCAGGUUUUGGAGGAACAAAGAGAAGAUAGAAGCUGUGGAAACGUGACAGAUAAUGGAUGACAUGGAGAAUAAUAAAAGACGAGCAUGGUGUUGGCCAGGUGAAAGGUCAAACGUGACAAAACCACCACGAGAAGACCAUCUCUUCAUGCAAGAUGAACUUAGAUGUCAGCUACUGACAGGAAGCACUCAUUUUAAUUUUUUCCGGAAAGUGUGGUUUGAGUUUUAGCCUGAAAGCUUCAGUGUUUAGAAGACCAUUGUUGGUUUUUAUGUGUUUCAACAAGAUGAUCUUGCAGUUGUUCAUUUUAUUCAUGUGGUCUUUCUGGGUAAAAUAAUUGUCUGUUUUAUUUCUGCAGACCUCUUUCUAAGAACAAUUCAAUUCAAUUCAGUUUAUUUUGUAUAGCCCAGAAUCACAAAUUACAAAUUUGCCUCAGAGGGCUUUACAAUCUGUGCACAUGCGACAUCCUCUGUCCUUCCCUCACAUCGGCACAGGAAAAACUCCCCUAAAAAACCCCUUUAACAGGGAGAAAAAAGGAAGAAACCUAUGGGAGAACGACAGAGGAGGGAUCCUUCUCCCAGGAUGGACAGAAUGCAAUAGAUGUCAUGUGUACAGAAUGAACAGCAUAACAGAGAUACAACACAUUCAAUGUAUAUGACAUAAAUGAUUCAUAUAAUAAGACUACUACAGCAGCAAUUAUUAUAGUAGAAAUAUAAUUAUGAAAAUAGGGAUAGUAAACAUGUUGACUUUCUCUGUAUGAAAGAGUGUGUUAUGCUUCAGACACAUGACAUUUAUAAAAACUGUAGCACCUUUUGCAUUUACAUUUAUAAUAAAAGGCAGAUAUACAAAAAAGAUGCACACACCAGAGGCAAGAAUCCCGACAUAAACUAUUUGAACUGGUGAAUUAGUAAAGGAUCAUGGUAAAACUCAAUGUUUUUUUGUACAUUCAUCAUCCUUUUAUUUGCUCUUAUUUUGUAGCCCUCAUACAUUUGCCUUCUCUAUCAUUUAAUAAACUCAGUUUGAAUUAAUAAAGCAUU